AUGAUGUUGCGGCGUCUAAUACUGUCCGUCGUGGCUACUCUGCCUCGCUCCGCCAUCGCCGCUUCUCCUCCCUCCCAGAAACCUCUGCUUGACGACGCCCAGGUCAACGACCAGGUGCGAGGGAGAGAGGACCAGCCAAGUCCGUGGACACUGAACUUCACUUCCCCAGCGCCGCACCUAUUCGCCUCCGUCCCCAGCCUGCUGCACCAAUGGAGCAACACAAUCUUCCCCAACGGCCACACUCUCGCCGCGGUUGAAAUCCCCACCUACGCCCUCUUCUACCACGGCCUCAUAUCCCCAGACGAGCCCAACCCCACCCCGCCGAGUCCCGAGUGGCUCGCCUUCGAUCUUGAGAUGGCAUAUGGCAUCAUGGGAUCCACCCGCAACUCCUUCCUGCUGACCUACCAGACGACCCGCCCCGUCAAGGCCCUUUACUUUGACGGUGAGUCGGCUGCCCUCAUGGGCCUAGGCCAGAUGGACACGCAGAUGCUGCAGCUUUUUGGUAAUGUGAGCGGCCCCCCGGGGAACGGGUUCAUGGGGCUGGGGCAGGAGUACAUGAGGGCGCACGGGCUGUGCCAGUGGUUUGAGGAUGCCAUGCUUGGGGGGCGGGGUUGGGGCUUCGAGGGAGUGGUGAGGAUGAACGCUGGGUUCGAGAUGAUCUGGUGUGAUUUUUCAAGCCCGAGUCUGAGAUUGGUGUCGAGGCUGAAUGUCACUGCGCCGUUGCUACCUGAGGAGGAAGAUGGCGAAAAGGCCGUCCAACAGAAGGUGGUCCCGGAGAACACCUCUCCAUGGGGAGUCUCCGUCGUCGACCGUGCAGAUGACAUCGCGCCGACCGCUAUCCCCAGCAGGAAACAGGACGCGACGUCUUACUAUCCCCUCCCUCCACAACCGACAAGAAGCGACCGAGACUCCCAGCCCUCUCAUCCCGCCGCACCACCAAACUGGCGCCAUGAUCCUGGUCGAGAACCAUUCCUGAGAAUUCAGGGCUGGGGCUGGUUCGAUAGCGCCACAUGGCACUUUGGCUCAACCCGCAACGGCCCAGGGCAGGGCGAAGUCAAGGCCAAGGUGCUGAGCUGCGGCCUCCUGAGCUACUAUUCUCCCCAAUUUGCAAACCAGUCAUUCAACCGAGCAUUAGACGAGCGAAAAAGCCUGAACUUGACGGCUGACGGUCUGUGGACGGGGCCAGGUGAGCAGGGCAACAGGACAAACGCCAUCAAGCAGCUGGCUCGGAGACGGCGGUUCCACCACCUCGAGGACGUCGUGUCCGAUGAAGCCAUGCUGAUGAGGGAGAACUCGGAGCGAGCGUUGCGAAGUCUUCUAGAGCCUCAAAGCAACUGCACUGGCGCGGACUGGGUCCUGAUCACAUCCGAGAUCGUGAAGAGGACUACCAACCACUUGACAAUGGUAGACACCAAGCUCGUCUCUUUCCCGUGGGACUCCCAAAACGAGACGACCGUGUCCGAGUGGCUUUAUGACCUGAGGGCGCAGAUCCACCUCUUCAUGGUAGGAUAUCUGGAGUACCCGCCCAGAAUUGAACAGGGAACCUGGUCUACGCAAUCGAAACUCUACGGGGAGACAUAUUCUCGUUGCAAGUAUCGAUACACGAGAUUGCUCGUCCCAGAGGAACUCCACGCCUCCUUGUCCCCCGAGGAAGAAGACAUCCGCCUCGCCGUGGAAGAUGUCUACGGGACCAUCUGUUCGGUUCUACUAACGGUGGGCUUUGGGGUCGAGCAAGCAUGGUUCGAGUCCAUCGCAGGCAAGAGACCCGAGUCAAGUACACCCGCAGCAGUCUUGGGUGGCAGAGCUGACCAGUGGCACGACAACAUCGCGGAGCUGCAGGCCUGGCUGGGAUGGGAGAGCGAGUACUACGGCUGCGAACAGAUGUGCGCGUGGGACGAGCGGUGCUAUAUCCCCAUGUGGCCGUUGAUGCACAUGGGCGGAGGCCCCGGACGCGGCCCGGGAGGACGUCCUGGCCGGGGACCAUAUCCAGGCCGGCCGGGGAGGGGCAGAGGUCCUCCUCCGGGCGAAGGACCAGGAGGUGGGCCGGGGGAUAGGCAUCCCCCGGGGGAUGACGAUGGGGGCUUGCCGUCGCCACCUCCUCCUGAACGUAAUGGUACAAGGCGCGGGCGCCCGGGACCACGAGAGCCGAGGUGGAUGGGCGAUGACACUGAUCUGUGGGAGCCGAAAUGUGUGAGUAUAGAUUAUAUCAUGGGACAGCGGUAG
Diaporthe amygdali is the source of this 2223-nucleotide messenger RNA. RefSeq names its product serine protein. The transcript has a single exon. Bases 1 to 2223 code for a protein of 740 amino acids. The record is from RefSeq and is a predicted model, not a curated record. Lineage: Eukaryota; Fungi; Ascomycota; Sordariomycetes; Diaporthales; Diaporthaceae.